AAAUGGAACGGGAUGGGGGUAUAUAAACAAGAACUCUAGAGACACCCAGCACACCUCGACUUACUCCUUUGGUUUUCACUCGCCUCGGAAAGCAGCAAGAUCAACAAAAAUGGCCUUUGCCGGACUUCUCGCUGACGGUGACAUUGCUGCUGCACUUGAUGCAUGCGCUGCUGCUGACUCCUUCAACCACAAGAGCUUCUUCGCCAAGGUUGGUCUGAGCGGAAAGUCCGCCGAUGAUGUGAAGAAGGCCUUCUACAUCAUUGACCAGGACAAGAGUGGCUUCAUUGAGGAAGAAGAGCUCAAGCUGUUCCUGCAGAACUUCAAGGCUGGUGCCAGAGCCCUCACCGAUAAAGAGACAAAGACCUUCCUUGCUGCUGGUGAUAGUGAUGGCGAUGGCAUGAUCGGAGUUGAUGAGUUUGCUGUUAUGGUAAAGGCUUAAAUACCAACUGACCAAGAUCCGCUUCUUUUGGAACAAGCACUCCUUGCAAGCAACCAUUUUUCCAACAUUUGCAUAUUUUUUAUACCUUAUUUAUGAGUUGCAUUUGGACAGUUCAGCAAUAUUGAGCAAGAUUGUUCUAAUGAAUUGCUGGUAGUUCUUCAGUUGUACAGUAUUUUAUGUUCUCAACAAGGGUUUGUGCAAUUGUAAUAUCUAUUUUGCACUCCAGGGGAAGAGUGAAAACCCAGGAAUAAAUGACAGUUUUGGUGUA
Messenger RNA from Alosa sapidissima (American shad), 707 nucleotides. RefSeq names its product parvalbumin beta 2-like. The record is from RefSeq and is a predicted model, not a curated record. Lineage: Eukaryota; Metazoa; Chordata; Actinopteri; Clupeiformes; Clupeidae. Gene Ontology annotation, cellular component: nucleus; cytoplasm. Bases 110 to 439 code for a protein of 109 amino acids. The transcript is spliced from 5 exons. Gene Ontology annotation, molecular function: calcium ion binding.